Messenger RNA from Chaetomium fimeti, 737 nucleotides. RefSeq names its product 60s acidic ribosomal protein-domain-containing protein. The coding region runs from base 196 to 531 and encodes 111 amino acids. Gene Ontology annotation, molecular function: structural constituent of ribosome. Gene Ontology annotation, biological process: cytoplasmic translational elongation; translation. The transcript is spliced from 4 exons. The record is from RefSeq and is a predicted model, not a curated record. Gene Ontology annotation, cellular component: cytosolic large ribosomal subunit; ribosome. NCBI's taxonomy places the organism in Eukaryota, Fungi, Ascomycota, Sordariomycetes, Sordariales, Chaetomiaceae.
AUUGAUGGGUCAUGUGAGAUGUGGGCCCGAAAAUUGCGGGCUCACAAUUGCAGAAUUGGAAAAUAAAUCGGCCCCUCGAACUUUCUCAGCAACCCGAUAUCACGACUAGAACUAAGAAGAGUCUUUCUCCGCCCAACUUGCGGUUAAAAUUGAUUGGCAUCUCUUGUUCUCCAACAACCUCACAAAUCAUCCAAAAUGAAGCACCUCGCCGCUUACCUCCUGCUCGGCCUCGGCGGCAACGCCUCCCCCUCGGCCGCCGAUGUCAAGGCCGUCCUCGAGUCUGUCGGUAUUGAGGCUGACGACGAGCGCCUUGAGAAGCUCCUGUCCGAGCUCGAUGGCAAGGACAUCAACGAGUUGAUUUCUGAGGGCUCUUCCAAGCUCGCCUCCGUCCCGUCGGGCGGUGGUGGUGGUGCUGCCGCCGCUGGUGGCGCCGCUGCUGGCGGUGCCGCUGAGGAGGCUCCCAAGGAGGAGGCCAAGGAAGAGGAGAAGGAGGAGUCCGAUGACGACAUGGGCUUCGGUCUCUUCGACUAAGCACCUCGCCACAAUCGCAAGAAAAUCGAUCAUGUGGUUAUUUCCGAAGCAGCCCAACCAUGCAUGCGCAUACUCGCGGAAUUUCUCGCGUCACCGUUGUGUGGGUCGUGGUGUUGGACUUGUGGAAUAUCCAAGCCCAUGCUGCCGCCAGCGCGGAGUACCAUAAGUACGAACUUAGCAAUAAAGUGCGGAGGUCGCUUCGGAUA